AUGGCUAGUUUCCAAGACCCAUCUAUAAUAUCUAUGGUUUCAGCGCCUAGUCAAGGAAAUUCUGAUACUUCAAGUAUUGUUACAGAGAAUAGAAAUGAUAUAAAUAGUUUCCUGCGAGAAGCUGAAUCCAAAAGAGCUGAAGAGGAAGAUUCUAAGAAGGGUUCAAUUGGUGGUGGAUCAUCAGUUUUAGAAAAUAAUGAAGUUGCUAUUGAAGGUGAUAAAGAAUUAGAAUUGGAAGAAGAUGAAGAAACUAAAGAAUUAAGAAAACAACAAGAAUUAGAAAAUUGGAAGUUGGAUUUAGGUCCUUAUAAUGAUGAAACAAGACUUAGAUAUAGUGCUGAUUUUCUUUAUAAUUUAAAAGAUUCAGAAGAUAAUUUUGUUCCACCUGGUUUACCACCAAAAUCUUAUUAUAGACUGAAGAAUAAACAACCAAUUAGAACAAAUUGGAUUGGUAAUAAUCAAAAUAAUAAUAAUCAAAACAAUGGUAGAAAUAAUUAUAAUGAAGGUGGUUCAUCAACUGGUUCUAUGGGUAAUUUUAAUUUAAAUAGAAGAACUCAUGAUCGUGGUUUCAAUAGACAUGGUAAUAAUAACAGUCAUAAUAACCAUAGAAGAAAUAAUAAUAAUAGAGAAAAUCGUCAUAAUAAAAAAUUCUCUGGUGAAGAUGAAGAUAGUUGGCUUGCUGAUCUUGAUAAAGAUGCUCCAUUAUCUGCUGAUGGAUUUGAAGCUUAUAGAGCUAAAGUUAAAUUAGAAGAACGUAAAAGAAAUGGUGAAUUGGUUGAAGAAGAUACUAAUCAAUUUCAACAAACAUCAGAAUCAAAAAAUACAAUUGAUAGUCAUUUCAGAGCUGUUAAACCAAGCUUAACUAGUAACCCAAGUGGUGGUGCAACUGUUGGUUCAUCAUCAGAUUCAGGAAGAAAAUCUAAAUUUUUAGGUAUUUUCAGUCAAGGUUCUAAUCAACAACCAUCAGAUUCUAAUAUUCCAUCAUCUAAACCAAGUAAUGAUGGUGUUUCCAAGAUUUUAUCAUUAUUAGAUAGUGGUGAAAAAAAUGCUCAAGUUGGUUCAAAUAAUACAACACCUCAAAUUUCUCAAGCUUCAAUUUCAACACCAAAAGAACAACAUUCAGGUUUUAAUUCCCAAAGAAGUCAAUUUUUUGGUCAAGAUAAUAAAACAAAUACAUCUACUGGAUCAACUCCAAUUUUACCACCUGGAUUAACUCCACCAUCAGGUUCUCAAGUUCCACCAAAUUUACCAACUGGUGGUUCAAAAGAUUCAUUUUUCAUGUCAUUAAUGAAUAAAGGUCCAGAAGCUGGUAAACCAGAUUCAAAUCAAACUCAAAGUCCAAUUGCUUCUACUCAAAGUCCUGCAUUAUCAAAAGUUGAAGGUUCAAGAAUUUUACCACCAGGUUUACAAGGUCCACCAGGUUUAACUCAACAAACACCACCACCAUCUCAAGCUCAACAAGCCCAAUCACAACAACAACAACAGCAACAGCAAUCUCAACAACAACAACAGCAGCAACAACCUAAUCAAAAACAACAACCUCAACCACCACAUCCACAACAAUCAUCUCAACAACCUCAAAAUCCUGGAUUCCCACCAGGAUUUCCUCCACAAUUUCAAAAUCCUCAAAAUAGACCACCUCAAGGUCCAAUUCCACAAGGUCAAUUUGUUAAUCCACCACCAGGUUUUAAUCCUCAACAUCCACCACCAUGGAUUUCUCAACAAUUCCCACCUAAUUUACCACAAGGAAGAUUUAUUCCACCUCCUUUACCAAAUGGUGUUGGAUUCCCACCACAAUUUAGACCUCAAGGUGGUCCACCAGGUCCACAAGGUGAACCAAGAUUUAUUUUACCACAAGAAUUUCAAGGUAAUCCAAAUGGUCCACCUGUUUUCUUACCUCCAUUUGGUGGUCCAGGUGGUCCAGGUGGUCCUGGAUCAAAUCCAGAUGGUUCACAACGUGAAAGAUUCCCACCAGGAUUUUUCAAUGGUCCACCACCAGGUUUCCCAAAUGGUAAUCCACCUCCAAAUCAAUAA
This is a messenger RNA of Hansenula ciferrii, 2034 nucleotides long. RefSeq names its product Eap1p (gene EAP1). The coding region runs from base 1 to 2034 and encodes 677 amino acids. The record is from RefSeq and is a predicted model, not a curated record. The transcript has a single exon. Lineage: Eukaryota; Fungi; Ascomycota; Saccharomycetes; Phaffomycetales; Wickerhamomycetaceae.